This is a messenger RNA of Galeopterus variegatus (Sunda flying lemur), 460 nucleotides long. Its product is annotated as sperm-associated antigen 16 protein-like. The transcript has 2 exons. Gene Ontology annotation, molecular function: protein binding. Lineage: Eukaryota; Metazoa; Chordata; Mammalia; Dermoptera; Cynocephalidae. Gene Ontology annotation, biological process: axoneme assembly. Gene Ontology annotation, cellular component: axonemal central apparatus. The coding region runs from base 1 to 297 and encodes 98 amino acids. The record is from RefSeq and is a predicted model, not a curated record.
AUGAUAGCCUCCUGCGAUGCCUGUGGGGUUACAAAACUAUGGGACUUUCGGAAGCUCUUACCAGUUGUGUCCAUUGACGUAGGUCCAAGUCCCGGCAAUGAAGUGAACUUCGACUUAUCAGGUCGAGUUUUAGCUCAGGCGAGUGACAAUGGUGUUAUCCAUUUGCUAGAUCUUAAAUCUGGGCAGAUUCACAAAUUGAUGGGCCAUGAGGGCGAGGCGCACACGGUCGUGUUUUCUCCCGACGGGGAGAGUCUGUUUUCCGGAGGUUCUGACGGCACCGUUCGAACGUGGUCUUGACGCUCAGCAUAUCCCACUGCGGACUUCCCUGUAAGGCUUGACAAUGCUUCCUGUAGUCCCAAAUUAGUAAAUAACUGGUUAAAUAUCCCAGCAGGUAACAUUUAAAAUUUCCUUUAAAACAUGCUUUGAACAUAUAUUUUAGUGCUCAUACUGUUAACCAUAA